AUGAAGUUCACCACCCUCGUCACCCUCGCUCUCGGUGCCGUCUCUGCUCUGGCUGCCCCAGCUGCUGAGCUCGAGUCCCGCCAGCUCUUCUGCAGGGACGUCUACGUCUUCUUUGCUCGUGGAACCGGAGAGAUUGGUACCUUGGGCACUGUAGUUGGCCCUAGCUUCAGCGCCGCCGUCAGCCUCGCUGUCCGUGGCUCCGUCGAUUUCGAGGGCAUCGACUACCCCGCUCUCGUCACUGGCUACCUUGCUGGUGGUGACCGCGGUGGUGCUCGCACCAUGGCAGACAAAGUUGCCAGCACCGCGUCUCGCUGCCCCAACGCGAAGAUCUUCAUCUCUGGCUACUCCCAAGGUGCUCAAGUCACCCACCUUGCUGCUCGUCAGCUCUCCGCUGCCAACCAGGCCCGUGUCACUGGUGUCGUCACCUUCGGUGACCCCUACAGGGAUGAUGCCCUCCCCGGAGGCCUCGAUAGCCGCAGGAAGACUUACUGCAACUUCGGUGACCUCAUCUGCGAUGGCCUUCCUACCAUCCUUGCUCCCCACUUGACCUACGGUUCGGAUGCUUCCGACGCUGCUCGCUGGGUCGCCGCUCGUGUCUAA
Coprinopsis cinerea okayama7#130 is the source of this 600-nucleotide messenger RNA. RefSeq names its product cutinase. The record is from RefSeq and is a predicted model, not a curated record. The transcript is spliced from 3 exons. Bases 1 to 600 code for a protein of 199 amino acids. Gene Ontology annotation, molecular function: cutinase activity. NCBI's taxonomy places the organism in Eukaryota, Fungi, Basidiomycota, Agaricomycetes, Agaricales, Psathyrellaceae. Gene Ontology annotation, biological process: carbohydrate catabolic process. Gene Ontology annotation, cellular component: extracellular region.